UUUAAGAACACCAAACAAAUCACACAAUUCACCAGACACGAAUUGUUAAUUUGAAAUACAUUAGGAUAAAUGGACAUUUGAACUGUCUUAUUAAGAGCGACAAUUAUUAAAGAACUUUUACUCGUCUUUCAUUAUAAAUGAAUUUAGAAAAUUAAAUAUAAAAAAGAACAUUUGAAGUGAAAUAAGAAUUAUUGCGCAACAGUUAAAAACAGGAAGAAAAUUAAAAAUCGAAGAAUAACGAACUUCGGUCAUGCCUCGAGCGUUCCUCAUACGAAAGCCUAUACCAGUAAAGCCAGGAGAGAUUGGGAGGACCCCACCGGACUUUGCGGCUGCCAAACGACUUGACUUCAGCCACAAUGCAAGGGAAAGAAUGAGCCCGAUAGCUGUUGCAGAAGAGAGUUCGGUAUGCAUUACUCCACCAAAAAGUGAUGAUGGAAGGAUUGAAACACAAGAAACGUCUCCAACUGAAAGCGCAGACAUAAAGAAUAGUCCUUCGAAACCCCAGGCGGAAUUUGCAGAUAUUUACAAGAACAUUCAAAAACCAAAUAUCCAAACGACAAUCGAGGAGGAAAAACUACGUCAUCACUAUGAAGCUUUCAAACUUGGACUCACACCUCCCCCGGCCCACUUGCACUACCCAGAUGCGAAGGUGAAAUCUAAUUUCGGUAGCAUACAUUCUCACAUUCACCGCUUGCCCCAUUAUGUUCCGGGCGUUCUCCCAUACCCACCUCUGGCCACUUUACGCAGUCACAUGUCACAUUAUCCUACGUCAUAUACCCAUCCGCCCCCUUUCUUUCCUGCAUUCCCAACGUAUCCAUCAAAUCAACAACAAAGAUAUCUUCCAACUCUCCACCCAGCCCAUAUGUUACCAAUUCUACCUCCUCUCCAGACGACACCGUUUAGACCCCCUGAUCUGGCAUUAAAAACACCUCCUACGUCACCAGAAACGUCACCAGUGUCCAAAGCACCACCACAGCUACCUGAUCAUCCACCUAGUCAAGUUUCAAAGGAUACGUCACCCUCAACGAAGCCUCGAACUCCAAUCAGUGGUGUAGAACUAGUCAAUGGCGGUUAUGGGAUCAAAAACCCUCUCUUGGUAAAUGGGCGUUCUCAGAGAGACUACUUAGCAGCACAAGAAUUAGGGGUACAAACAUCUGAUAACAAGUUCAUCUGCCGAGUCUGCAGUAAAGUCUUCCCGUUGCAAAGGCUGUUGAACCGCCAUAUCAAGUGCCACAGCGACAUCAAACGCUAUCUAUGCACCUUCUGCGGCAAGGGAUUCAACGAUACUUUCGAUCUGAAACGACACACUCGAACUCAUACAGGUGUGCGACCAUACAAAUGCGUGGAAUGUGACAAAGCCUUCACCCAGCGAUGCUCACUCGAAUCACAUUGUCGUAAAGUUCACGGCAUCAGUUUUACAUUCAAAUAUAAAGAACGCAGGGACAAAAUGUACGUAUGUGAGGACUGUGGACACGUGACAAGUCAACCGGAACUUCACUUUCUCCACUUGAAAAAUAAGCACCCUCAUAGCCCAGCUCUGUUAAAGUGCUAUGAUAAACGCCAGUUUAAGUUCAACAGUGACCUUGUUCCAGUUCUCUUAAAUGACCUAAAAUCAUGAGUAAACGUCACUCUACACCAUGCUCUGCGUGAAUCAAAUUGCGAUCCCCUUCUGAGUUGGAAUGAAAGUUGUACGUUAAGAGACUUCAUAAACUGUGCCAGGGGCGAAUCUGGAAAUCAAAAGGAGGGGGUCAAAAAUUGCAUCAAUGACCAUGGGAAUCGUCAAUAGAUGGCAUAAAUCUCAACGGUUAUUUUACAUGAUACAUUAAUAACAUUGGAAAAUAUCAAAAGAGAGACUAGCCUACAUUAUUAAUGACAUUAAAAACGCUUGAAGAUAUUGAACAAGCGAAUAUAUAUAUGUAAAGACAGAACACAGAGAAAGAGGAGACAUUAUAGAGUUUGAGUAAUGUGGUCUUUGAUUAAUGUAGUGUUUACGAGUUUUCAUUAUUGAAGCAAUAGUUGUACAAAAAACAAUGAAACAAGAAGUUGAGAGAACCUGCUAUUGCCAAAGACGGAACAGAGAUUAACUUAAAGAGAGUGGUAUCGUGGUAUGGCUUCACAAUUGACAUGUGGCCAUAUUAUCUACGAACUGAAAUUGCAUGUACAUAUUGUUAAAUUAUUGUAAAAAGACUGUAAAUAUAUAUUUAUUUUUUAAUUUCUAUGGAAUAA
Owenia fusiformis is the source of this 2226-nucleotide messenger RNA. NCBI's taxonomy places the organism in Eukaryota, Metazoa, Annelida, Polychaeta, Sabellida, Oweniidae. The record is from the annotation of a GenBank genome assembly.